CCUCCCUCUUUUUCCGGCGGACACCGAGCCCGACGAGCCCUGCUGGGCGCCUAGAGCGUCGCCGGAAGUGCCGAGCGGCGGGGACGAAGGUCGGGCGGGAGCACUUCCUGCUCGGGACGCGGCUCGGGGUGUGUGGGACGUGUGGGACGUGUACAUCGUCCGGGCUUGAGGAGACCUAGUGGAUCGGCGUGUGUUGCUCAGGGCGAACGACCGUAGGACCAGAACUGAGAAGAGUGGAUUCCAAAUCAUGGCAGUUCCUGAAAAAGAAUCAUAUCCAGUGAUGUCCAGAUUCCUAAAAGAUAUCCCACAGGGAUUGGAAUGUCAUAAAUCUUGCAAAAGUGAGGAAGAUGUCGAGAUACAGCAGAAUUCCUUGAUUGGAACAGUUUUUGACAAGAAAACUGCCAAAAGGGAGGAAGACUUCAGUGCCAGCCCAAAUCUUGGUCCACAUCAUCCGAGUAGUACAGGACGACCUCAUAAAUGUAAUACAUGUAACAGAAGCUUCAAAUGUUACUCAGAUGUUGUUAAACAUCAGAGAUUUCAUACUGUAGAAAAACCCUAUGAAUGUGGGGAAUGUGGGAAAACCUUCAGCCAGAGCUCAGAUGUUAUUAAACAUCAUAGAAUUCAUUCUGGAGAGAAACCUUAUGAAUGUAGUGACUGUGGGAAGACUUUUAUUCACAGCUCACAUGUAGUUAGACAUCAGAGAAUUCAUAGUGGAGAGAAACCCUAUAAGUGCAAUGAAUGUGGCAAAGCCUUCAGCCAGGGUUCGAAUCUUAUACGUCAUAAGAGAAUUCAUACUGGAGAGAAACCCUAUGAAUGUAAUGAAUGUGGCAAAGCUUUUAAUCAAUUUUCAUUACUUAUUGAACAUGAGAGAAUUCACACCGGAGAAAAACCAUAUGAAUGUAAAGAAUGUGGUAAAACGUUUAGUCGAUGUUCAGGUUUUAUAACUCAUCAAAGAAUUCAUACUGGUGAGAAACCUUAUGAAUGCAGUGAAUGUGGGAAAACUUUCAGUCGAAGCUCAGAUAUUAUUAAUCAUCAGAGAAUUCAUACUGGAGAGAAGCCCUAUGUAUGUAAAGAAUGUGGAAAAGCCUUCCGAGGCUGGUCUAGCUUUAUUCAGCACCAGAAAAUUCAUACAGGGGAAAAGCCCUAUGAAUGCAGUGAAUGUGGGAAAACCUUUAUCCGGAGGAGCCAGCUUACCAAACAUCAGAGAAUUCACACCAGAGAUACCCCUUUUAAUAACCCUCCCUAUUUAUUAAAUAGGGAAGAAAGCGAGCUUUGUAUAAUAGAUUAUCCACUUUAGAGAAAUCUCUAAAAUAUUAGAAGUUGCCAGAGAGCAGGUACUUUGUAAUUUUGUGUAAUUCCUGUUGCACUGUUCCUGGCUUAGCACUCCAAAUAAAGUGCUAGUAUUUUUUUCAUCAAGAACUGUUUGUAGGUUAAUUGUUUUGAAAUAUGUCGCUAUUUCCUCAUUACUUGGCACUCUCAUAUCUAAGAAGAACUUGGAGUAUAUGGUGAUAUGGAUGUCUAGGGAGGAAAAUUUUUCAAGAAGAAAGGGAUGUUGUUUUUUGGACAUUAUGAGGAGCACUCCAAGUAUUGAGAAGGAUAAGAACUAGGGGAAGUCAUUAAUGAAUCAAGUAGUCUUAAUCAGGGCUCUUAUUAACCACAACUCAGGAACUCUGGAAAGCAAAACAAAGAAAAACAAGAUUGGAGUGAAUGAUAGUUUGAGAAUCCAAUCUAAAAUGUUAGAACCUGAAGGACUCUUAGAGAUUGAGUCCAAUUCCCUCAUUUUGCAGAUGGGAAACUACUUCCUGCUCUCCUCCUCCCCAUUCUUGCUCUUCAGAAGCAGAUAAGGGUUCCUUGGUGAAGGAGCUCAUAAUGAACUGAAUGUGCUUGAUGAAUCUAAGUGGUCCAGUUUGAGAGUUUUUGGAUUUCAGGAACCAACUGACCAUUUUUACCUCAUCCCAAGAGGUAGCAGCUUCUCGGUUCAGUGGACGUCAACAGCUAAGGAACUGGUGGAAUGUCAAGGUUUCCUGUAGAAACACAUGGUAGGAUCAGAUGUACUUGCCCCUGGGUCUGAGAAAUUCACAGGCAAUAUUUCUGAAGUCCAACCUCCUUUGUGGAGGGAGGAUCUAAAUUUUCCAGCCAGUGUGAUUAUAGAAACUAGGUUUUUGGUAGAGAGGGGAGAAUUAUGGGUCAGUGCCAGCUUUGGAGGCUGCCUCCAGAGGAACCCCAAGUUCAAGAGUUUGGUGAUCUGACAUUCUAGGGGUAGCAGGGGAUUUUCUGAGUGUUGUACUUCUUGUGGAUAGAAGAGGAUUACCCAUAUAAUGAGGAGUAGGGAGAGACUUAAAACCACAAUAAAGAGGAACCGAAGACCUGAAUUUUGUUACCUGCUAUUACUGUGAAUAGUUAGGACAGUAGCAGUUCAGUGAGUGUGUUUGCCUUCCAAGGGAGAAAUCUAAACAUUGUUCCUACAAAUCUGAGGAAUACUGCGUAAGGUGAGGGAAAAGAGGGAUUCCACCAGAAUGUCAGGGUAUUGUCAAGUUUGCGGAUUUCUAAGGGGAGCUUAGAGGUAUCUGAGCUCUUUAAGUAUUAUCUGUAUCUGUUUGUGGGCUCCUGAGACCUUUGUAACACCUGUGUUUCAGAUAAAGUAAAAGCUGUCUUUUACCCAGUA
This is a messenger RNA of Vombatus ursinus (common wombat), 2665 nucleotides long. RefSeq names its product zinc finger protein 3 homolog. Bases 248 to 1297 code for a protein of 349 amino acids. The transcript is spliced from 2 exons. The record is from RefSeq and is a predicted model, not a curated record. Gene Ontology annotation, molecular function: DNA-binding transcription repressor activity, RNA polymerase II-specific. NCBI's taxonomy places the organism in Eukaryota, Metazoa, Chordata, Mammalia, Diprotodontia, Vombatidae. Gene Ontology annotation, biological process: negative regulation of transcription by RNA polymerase II.